AUGAUCAACCAGUUCCUCAUCGUGUAUAUUGACGAUAUAUUGAUCUACUCUCACUCCCUUGCAGAAUACGUACAGCAUGUGCAACAGGUCCUCCAAUGGUUACAGGACCAUCAUCUUUAUGUCAAGGCUGAGAAGAGUGCCUUUCACGUUACUACGGUAACCUUCCUAGGGUUCGAACUGACACCAGGAUUGGUCAACAUGGAUGAAGACAAAGACAUGGCCGUGCUUAACUGGCCCAAACAUACCACCAUAAAGGAACUACAACUUUUCCUAGGAUUCUCCAACUACUACUGCUGGUUCAUCCAAAACUGCAGCAGCACAACCGCUCCUCUCUCUGCUCUCACCAGUCAAAUAAACUGGUACCUCCAAUGGACCGACACCGCCCUUACUGCAUUUGAGACCUUGAAAUGCCUCUUCACCUCUGCACCCAUCCUUAGGCAGCCAGAUCCUACCCUUGCUUUUGUUCUGGAGGUGGAUGCAUCUGAGGUCUUUUCCAAGAAACUGUCACCCGCUGAGAGGAACUAUGAUGUCGGGAACUGA
Molecule: messenger RNA, 540 nt
Organism: Salmo salar (Atlantic salmon)
Lineage: Eukaryota; Metazoa; Chordata; Actinopteri; Salmoniformes; Salmonidae
Source: RefSeq, a predicted model, not a curated record